GCCCCGGCUCCGGCCCCGCGGGCCCCGAAGACUCGUCCGACAGCGAGCCCGAGCCCGAGCCGGGCUCCCCGCAGAAGCUGCUGCGCAAGGUGUCCACGUCCGGCCAGAUCCGGCACAAGACAAUCAUAAGAGAGGGGAUGUUGAUGAAGCAGACGAGUUCCUUCCAGCGCUGGAAGAGAAGGUACUUCAAACUUCGAGGACGGACCCUGUAUUACGCAAAAACCGCCAAGUCGAUCAUUUUUGAUGAAGUGGAUCUAACCGACGCGAGCGUGGCUGAAUCUAGUACCAAAAAUGUCAACAACAGUUUCACGGUCAUCACUCCAUGUAGGAAGCUCAUCCUGUGCGCCGAUAACAGGAAAGAAAUGGAAGAUUGGAUUGCAGCCCUGAAGACUGUGCAGAACCGAGAGCAUUUUGAGUCCACCCAGUACAGCAUGGACCACUUCUCAGGGACGCACAACUGGUACGCCUGCUCGCACGCAAGGCCCACGUACUGCAAUGUGUGCCGGGAGGCGCUGUCUGGGGUCACAUCCCAUGGGCUGUCUUGUGAAGUGUGUAAGUUCAAAGCCCACAAACGCUGUGCUGUCAGGGCAACCAACAACUGCAAGUGGACAACACUGGCUUCUAUCGGGAAGGACAUCCGUGAGGACGAGGACGGGAUCUCGAUGCCCCAUCAGUGGCUGGAAGGAAACCUCCCCGUGAGCGCCAAGUGCACAGUGUGUGAGAAGACAUGCGGCAGCGUGCUUCGGCUACAGGAUUGGCGCUGCCUCUGGUGUAAGGCCAUGGUACAUACGGCGUGCAAAGAUUCACUAGUGGCCAAGUGCCCCCUGGGCCUGUGCAAAGUGUCUGUCAUUCCCCCGACCGCCCUCAACAGCAUCGAUUCUGAUGGGUUCUGGAAAGCCACAUGUCCCCCGUCUUGUACCAGCCCAUUGCUGGUCUUUGUCAAUUCCAAAAGCGGAGAUAACCAAGGAGUGAAGUUCCUUAGAAGAUUCAAGCAGCUGCUGAACCCGGCCCAGGUCUUUGACCUCAUGAACGGAGGACCCCACCUUGGUUUACGUUUAUUCCAGAAGUUUGACACUUUCCGUAUUCUGGUGUGUGGUGGGGAUGGCAGUGUCGGAUGGGUCCUCUCUGAGAUUGACAGCCUCAACCUCCACAAGCAGUGUCAGCUGGGAGUGUUGCCUCUAGGGACAGGGAAUGACCUGGCGCGCGUGCUGGGCUGGGGCUCUGCCUGUGAUGAUGACACUCAGCUCCCUCAGAUCUUGGAGAAGCUGGAGAGAGCCAGCACCAAAAUGCUGGACCGGUGGAGCAUCAUGGUGUACGAAACAAAACUCCCUCGACAAGCUUCGUCUUCCACGGUGACAGAAGACUUCAGUGAGGACUCAGAGGUCCAGCAAAUUCUCUUCUAUGAAGACUCGGUGGCUGCUCACUUGUCCAAAAUCUUGACUUCGGAUCAGCAUUCUGUGGUCAUCUCCUCUGCCAAGGUGCUCUGUGAAACUGUGAAGGACUUUGUGGCGCGGGUGGGGAAGGCAUACGAGAAAGCCACGGAGGGCUCCGAGGAGUCUGAAGUCAUGGCCAGGAAGUGCUCUGUGCUCAAAGAGAAGCUGGAUUCCCUCCUCAAGACACUGAACGACGAGUCCCAGGCUUCCUCCUCCCUGCCCAACCCUCCUCCCACCAUCGCCGAAGAGGUGGAAGAUGGGGACGGCUCUGGCGGGGUCUGUGUCGCCUCCACUGACCGCACCAUAGGGCCGGCCUGCCCAGCGCGGCCCCAGAUAUUCCGGCCUCGGGAGCAGCUCAUGUUAAGAGCCAACAGCCUGAAGAAAGCCAUUCGUCAGAUCAUAGAACAUGCAGAAAAAGCUGUCGAUGAGCAGAAUGCCCAGACACAGGAGCAGGAAGGCUUCAUCUUGGGGCUCUCUGCCGCCGACGAUGGCCGAGAGCCCAAGGCGGAGGACAAGCUCCCACUGCAGUCCUCUCAUGGUGGCAAUGGCAGCGUUUCCCGAGGCAGGAGCCACCGCAAAGUGUCCAAAACCCCUUGCGAAAAGCUAAUAAACAAAGGAAGCUUGUCUCUGGGAGGCUCAGCAUCACUUCCUCCCCAGACGGGAAGCCGCGACAGCUUGCCAAUGCUGAACACAAAGAUUCUGUACCCAAAUAUCCGGGCUGGGAUGUCCGGUUCCUUACCCGGGGGCUCAGUCAUCAGUCGUUUGCUCAUCAACGCAGAUCCCUUUAACACCGAACCAGAAAAUUUAGAGUGUUACACAGAGAAAUGUGUCAUGAAUAACUAUUUUGGAAUUGGGCUUGAUGCAAAGAUCUCCCUGGAUUUCAAUAACAAGCGUGAUGAACACCCAGAGAAGUGCAGAAGCCGUACCAAGAAUAUGAUGUGGUAUGGGGUUCUGGGGACGAAGGAAUUGCUGCAUCGCACCUACAGAAACUUGGAGCAGAAGGUCUUGUUGGAGUGUGACGGGCGCCCCAUCCCGCUGCCCAGCCUUCAGGGUAUCGCUGUCCUCAACAUUCCCAGCUAUGCCGGAGGCACCAACUUCUGGGGAGGCACCAAGGAAGACGACACGUUCACGGCCCCUUCCUUCGACGACAAGGUCUUAGAAGUGGUGGCCGUCUUUGGCAGCAUGCAGAUGGCCGUCUCCCGGGUCAUUAAUCUGCAGCACCACCGGAUUGCUCAGUGUCGGACUGUGAAAAUCGCCAUCCUGGGUGAAGAGGGUGUACCAGUGCAGGUGGAUGGAGAGGCCUGGAUCCAGCCCCCCGGCUCCAUCCAGAUUGUCCACAAGAACCGGGCGCAGACUCUGACCAGGGAUCGGGCAUUUGAGAGCACCCUAAAAUCUUGGGAAGACAAGCAGAAAGGUGAGCUCUCGCGCCCUCCCUCCUUCUCCCUGCACCCUGAGAUCAUGUCUGAAGAGGAGUCCACACAGAUGCACCAGUUUGGCCAGGCAGCAGGCGCCCUCAUCCACAGUAUCCGAGAAAUAGCUCAGUCCUGUCGAGACAUGGAGCACGAGCUGGCCCACGCCGUCAACGCCAGCUCCAAAUCACUGAAUAGAGUCUAUGGGAAAUCCAAGACCACCGAGGGGCUAAAUUGCACUUUUGUCCUGGAGAUGGUGAACAAUAUCCGUGCCCUCCACAAUGAGACCGAGCUGCUGCUCACUGGGAAGAUGGCCCUGCAGCUCGAGCCGCCCCACAAGGAGCAGCUCGGGGCAGCCCUGGCUGACAUGGACCUCCAGCUGAGAAGGCUGGCCGACAUUCCCUGGCUGUGGCAGCUCAUGGAGCCCAGCGACGACGAGAAUCCUACAACGCUAGACUUCAACAAACGUGGCCGCAGCGGUAAAUUCCGCCUUGUGACCAAAUUCAAAAAGGAGAAAAGCAGCAAGAACAAAGAAAUCCGAGGCAGCAGCAGCAGCACCGGCCUCCCUGUUCACGUCUGGGGCACGGAGGAAGUCGCGGCCUGGCUUGAGCAUCUCAGUCUUUGUGAGUAUAGAGAUAUCUUCAUCCGCCACGACAUCCGGGGCCCUGAGCUCCUGCAGCUUGAGCGGAGGGACCUCAAGGACCUCGGGGUGACCAAAGUGGGCCACAUGAAGAGGAUCCUCCACGGAAUCAGGGAGCUGAGCCGGAGCGCUCCUGCCAGCGAGGCCUAGCCAGCAUCUUCACAGCAUGCGCCUGCCCCUCCUCCCCCAACUGAAACAUCCGCGCAGGGCCUGGCAUGCCCACCGCCUGCCUUCCCGGGCAGGGCAGCUGCUAGCAGAGCUUAUAUCAUGGUGCUACUCUCUUCCACGUGGGUAUGGCUUGUCAGGAGGACCCUCGCCGGCCCAAUGGAUGGAGGACACUUCCACGUGCUCCCCUUCAGCCCCCGGGCAGGUCUUAACCACAGCAACACAGCUACCUUCCAAACAGAGGCCUGGCACCUUCACGACUGCCAGGGACGUCCCAGAGCCCAGCACCUGCCUUGGCUGGGUUUUGUCCUGUGUGCUCAGAUACCUGUUGACAAACUGCGCCUGGAGUAAGCCUGGGCUCUGCCCAGAAGAUAAGGAGCAGCCCCAUCGCAGCCCCUCCCCAAGCCCAGCUCCGGCCUCAGCCCAUGGCUGGGGUGGGCAGCCCCUGGGCUUCACGGCCUUUGAGCUGUUCCUGUGACACCUUCCCAGUGGAUCCAGUGUGAUUGUCCGUAUUGCAGCCCAGAUGAGAAUGGGGGCUCUGUCCUGGAGCCUUUUAGAGCCCAUCCUCACUCCUCUUCACCCCACCAGUGGAGCUCCCAGACCCUCUCAAGCUCUCAGGCCCAGAAGCCCUUUGCCGCCAAGUGUUUCUGGAGAGUCAGGAGAAUGGACCCUCAUCUACUGUGGGGCCAGAAUCCAGACAUCUGUUAAAGAGAGAAACAAACCCGCUGUGCCCCCACAUGCCCCAUCCUGCCCCCCCUUAGGCUUAUCUGGUGGUGCAGGACCCUGAUGCCAUUGGAAUGGGGAUAGAAACCAAAAGAGGCCGUUUUUCCUCAGGGUGAGAGGAGAAGCAUGUGCCUGGCCGCCUACUCACUGCGCCCUUUGUCUCCUUCCUUCUUUACGAGUCUCACUCUCAGGAGCCUCACGAAUCAGUUCUGUUCCACCAACAUUUAUUAAGAGGCAGUUCUGUCACCUCCGGGGGGGACGUGCCAGAGGCUGGGAAUCCAAAGACCCCACCCCAGGCCCCAUCUUCACAGACCCCCAUGAGGUCAAUGGGAGUAGAGUGCGGCCACGUCAGGCACCAAAAUGCGCAAGAGAGUGCAUCUAUCCUUCUCGGGGCUCAGAAAACCUCUGCCGUGACUGCCCGGCUUGCUUGAUCGUCACAGACCCGUGAGAAAACCAGGGCAAUGAUUGUUGUGGAGCAAAUUAAUGAAGAAGUGACCGGAAGCCAAGACAGGUGAGGAGAGUCACCCUGCAUGGCAGGGAGUUGGGCGUUUCUAGGGUAGCUGAUACAAUCGGUAUCAAGCGUGAAGGCCCCGAGAGAUCAGCUGGCAUUUUGGGGCCCUGGACUGCUCCGGAAAGCAACCUGGGGACACCUGUGUACCCCUUCUCAGGAGCCAGACUCCACAUGCAAACAGCGGGAUACAGAGGAUUGCAGAGGAAGCCAAUUCUAUUGAUAGACAGUCACCAAAAUAUUCCAUAAUGUUCAUAGGCCACAGGUUAAGUCCUCCAUUUUACAGAGUAAGAAACAGGCCAUAGUGCCCUGGGUUCCUGAGUGUGCCUGAUGCCUGGAGAUCCUAAAACCUGCCCGUGUAACAGAAGGAAGGCCUCCCAGGGCAGAAGCCAUCCCUCCUCUUUUAGGAUUUGCCCAUAUCCCCUUCUGUCUUCACACACUCUCCCAUGGACACUUCUGUGCAGAAGGUUGCAGUCUUCUUGGGGAUGUACGUCCCUCUGCAUUCGUAGUCCAGUCCAGCAGUGCCCUUGGUGCUUGGGGAGCCUGGAACUUCUUGGAGGUAUUUCACGCCUCUCCAAAUCUUGAGUGGGGAGGGAAUGCCCUGGCACCUGUUGCCAUUCAGCGGGGCAUGUGCCUCCAAAAGGACUGUCAUCAUUGGAUUAGAAUCCUGUGCUAGCUAUCUCUCAGCACCACCUCCCCUCCCUGCACAUGCGUGCACAGGCACAUACCAUACGCGCGCGCGCGCGCGCGCACACACACACACACACACGGCCUUCUGGACAGACACCCAAAAUCGCGAUUGACUUGGCCAACAAUGAGCGGCAGCAGGAUCCCAGGCCCCAGACUCCUGAGCCACCUUGCCCACCAGCUUAGUGUCUUGAGCCCAGAAUUCUCAGUCCUCUGCUGGUCCUUGGACAUUUCCUCCAGACCCAUGGUAUCUAAAAUUAGACCCAAUUACCAACAUAAAAGUUUUAGAAAAUGUCAGAUUUCCUUCAGGAAUGUCUAGUAUUUUGUAGGGAUUCCAGCACGGUACCAGGCAUGCUGCCCAUGGGGGAAAUUGCAGCUCUGCUCCCAUCUCAAAGGGGAGAGUGGCCCUACCCUCUUUGCCAGAACAUUCACCGCAGGCACCCCGACCACUAGGCUUUCCUCUGCUGGUCACCUCCUAGAAGGGAGUGGGUCAUACUAGCGCUGCCUGCCUGCCAGAAUGACCUGAGAGAGUUCUUUAAAUGGGAAAUUUUCUCUAUUGGUACUGAAAGCAGAAUUGAAUUUAUUACAGUUGCAUUUAGAGAAGUUCUUCUGGAGAUCCUGCUGUGGCUAAAUCAAGGUAAAACUUGGAAACCCAAAAGAGGUACCGUGGCUUCAGAGUAGACAAUGUGCCUAGAACCCAGGAGGACCCAGGUCUGGGUCCUGCCACAGAAGUUUACUGGCUCUGCAAUUCUGGGCAAACCACUUGGGUUCUCUGUGCCUUGGGUUCUUCACCUUGACCCCGGGGCAUGUAAACUGUCUACUCAGGAGUUCUAAGUACCAGAAGUCCAUGUCCGUAGCAGUGGCUGGCUAGGGCACAGUCAUGACAUCAUUGUCAUCGUGCCGUUUGUUUGGGGAGCCGAGAUGUGGCAGAAGGAGGCAGCCAGAGCAGAGACGGGCCCUUUCUUGGCAGUCCCAGUUGGUGUCUGGCAGGGCUCUUGGCCAGCAGGUGCAUGUGCUGACAUCUGGUCCGUGGCUUGGCCAGUCCCUUAGUUUUCUCUCCUUGCAUAAUCUGCAUUGUGGUCACUUCACACACGGGCAUCUCCAGGUCGGCUUGACCCACCCCUGUGGGACAGGACGGAGAAUUUAAAAUUAAAAACUGAAACAAAAUGCGGUUUUCCCGUGCUUAGUAGAUCUUGAUUUCCUGCUGUUCACAUUUCCCAGUAGAGAUGGAAUCAGAUGUCUUCAGUACUGCACAGCCUUCCACUAAUAAUGGGAAAUGCUGGCAGUCACUGUCCCUCCUCCCAAGUCUUCUCAAGGCCAGGCAGGCCCAGGUCCCCUGAUGUGGUGUCCAGGCCUCUCCUCCAGAGCUGAACCCAGGCUUCAGAGGAGGCUUCUCUAGCUUCUCUCUUUGCCCCCCUGUGCUCCUGUUCCUGCUGCCUUGGCUUACAUUGGUCUGCCUCCCUUUGGAAUUCCCUGGCCACGCUUGCCCUGGGGUUUUUUAAUCUCAAUGUAAGGCCUGACAUUUGUCCCUGUCACACAUCAUCUUCUUAGAUUAGGCCCGAUAUUCUAGCGUGUCUCCAAGUCUUUCUGAAUUGUCUUCUGAAUAAUAUUCUUACUAACUGCCCCUUCCAACUUUGUCAUCUGUGGACUUGAUCAGCGUGCCUCAGCUGCCUUCAUCCAGCACCGAGAAUCCCUGGGUAGGGCCCACUGGCCCUUCUCAAAAGCCCGUGCUCUGGUCUCUCUAGCCAGACCAAUCCAGCAGCUUUUAUGCAGUCCUCAUCUUUCCAUCUUGGCCCAAGUGUGAUUCCAGCCUCUUUGACAAAUGCAGAACCUUCGGGGCUUCCUUAAUCUGCCGCCCCAGUCUUGUAUCCCUGCCAGAAAAAAGGGAAUUGUUGGUCAGGCCUAGCUUGUUCUCAGUAAUCUCACACUGGCUCUUAAAAAAAAAUUAGCAUUUCAGGCAUCUGUUUUCUUUUUAAUUAUUGAUGCAUUUUAUUUUGACAUCCUGUUCCUUUCUGAAUGCCCUCCCCAACUGCUGCCCAGCAAGCUUUCUCUUACAACAGACAUUUACAGAAACAGUGUAUUCACCAUUCCCUGCCCAUGGCUCCCCAUGUCUUUACUGACGGGAGGUGCACAUUCUCAUCUCUUCUCCAUGGCCAAGCUCGGCCAUCAGAAUUACAAAGCAUUUCAGCAAAAUUAACCGACACUGACUGAAUCUGGUAGAAUUGGCUGUGUCCCAAUACCUUAGCCCCCCAUCUUGGCUGAGAUAGAAGGGAGGUGCAUGUUCCCAGCUCUUCCCUUGAGCCAGAGCUGGUCAUUAGAAUGACCUAGAGUUCAUUUCAGUUUUUUGUUAUUUCUGUUCGCAUUCGUGUUGUGUGUCUCUCUGCUUGGGUCCACUUAUCUCACUCUGGAUCUACUAAAUCUUCCCAUGCUUCUCUGAACUCUUUGUAGUCAUCUUUUCCUAUGCAGCACUGACAUUCCGUUACUUUGAUGGGCUGCAGUUUGUUGAGCCUUUCCACAGUUGAUGGACACCUACCUCCCUGCCCUGUCUCUGUGGUGUCUGACACCUUCCUUCCUGUCUCUGAACCACAUUCAUCGCUUUGUCGGGAGGGUGCCAUUUGAGGAAUCAAGCAUUGUCAGUGUGGACCAUGCAUCCGCUCCAAUCUCAGCCCUUCUGGGCAGCUCCGGCUGAGUUGUUGAACCUGCCUUGGGCCUCUCUGACUCAGGGGCUUCCUUCUCUAAGGCUGUCACGCAGCAGGUCGAGGUGAAAGCAAGCUUGCCUGCCUAGGACACUGCAAUCUAUUUCUUCCUUCCCUUUCUGAAAAUCUGGGCAUUUGCCAUCCUCUGCCAGCUCCCAAAUCAAGAGAGUGGUUGGCUCAUUUGGGAUUUGGUGGUGUGGGUCCAUGCUCCCUCAGGAGUGCAGUAACCACUGAGCCACACGGCUUCUGUCCUGGGUCAGCUGCCUAGGUUGUAGAUGGCAGAGAUGGGGGCAGGGGUGUGCAGCCAAGAGAGCAGCCUCUCAGUGGGGGCCCCAAUGAGGCCUGGCAAGGUGUCCUGGGGGUGGAGGAGGAAGGCAGGCCAGGAGCGCAGUGUGCAGGAGAACCUGUUGAGUGACCAUCAUAGACGUACGAUGGUGGAGGGGGAAGAUCAGGAUUGGGAUGGGAAUGGGGAGCAAGGGAUUCGGGUUCUGGUCACAGGCCCACUGUGGACCUUCAGUUCCUCAUCUCUGAACUGACAGUCAAGUCAGAGGAGCCACUGAGUCUAGGCCGAGGCAGAGGAACAUCAAGAACAGCUGACUGUCACAGCUGCCCUUCCCACGGAGGAGGGCAGGAGAACAAGGCCACGAGGCUCGCCAGAGGGCCUCUAGAAAUGAGAACUGAUAGAGUUUCAGAGAGAUUGGGUCUAGAAGGAGCCCAUGGAGUCUCUUCCUAAGAAAAUCAUAGGGUUAGAGAAGCAUCCACUGCAGGUCACUAAGUGGGUCACUGAGGUUUGCGGAGCACUGCCCGCAUCCCCAUGGGGGAUAUGUGAUAGAAACGCCCCCAUUUUGCAGAUGAGAAAGCAAGCUACAGAGUGGUUAGGUGACUUUCCCAGGGUAAUGCACUCAGGACGUGUUGGAGCCUGUGCAGAUGCUAAAGGAGGGGUGGGCUCUUCCAGCAAAGGCUGGGGGCCCGUGUGCUAGAAAGGUCCCACAGGCAGGUGCCAGUCGGACCAGCCGCCCUCUGAGGCUCUGAUAGUUGGUGCCCCCCCCCCCAGACUCUUCUGUGCCCGCCAACCUCACUGAGUAGGCACCUGCCAUCAGAGGACUGGGAUGCUUUUCUGAGCCUCAUCGUCUGACAACGCAGGAUCUAAUGAUCUGACCCUGACCUCGUUGUGCAGGCGCAGAAUCAGGCCCAGAGCGGCGGUGCUUAGCAGCCCCAGCCACAUGGGGUCCAGGUGGGCAGGAGACACAGAGGGCCCUCCUUCCCUCCUAGACCCUCCCAAGCUCCCCAGACUUUAGAAUUCAUACAGAUGGGGUUCAAGCAAGAGGUUUUAGGCUUCAAGAGCGAGGACACCCCCUCACACACAGCGUUUCUCUCCAUCACUAGUGAAUUUCCCAGCCUGCCUAGAAGCUGUGAUGGCCAGGAGCCUCCCCACCCACCCUGCCAAGGACAAGCCUUUGCUUUCUGUGGUUGUUGAGAGUAUUAUUUUAAAAUGUUUAUUAUCUGGUCAAAACAAAACAAAAACAAAAAAGAUUGUUUACGUAAAGUUGUGUGGUUUUCUUUUUAAAACAAUUGUGUGUACUGUAAACAGCUGGAGUGUCUCCUGAAGAAGUCAGCAGCAGCCCAUUGGCCAGCGCUGUUCAGGACAUUGUGAUGUCACUGUUCUUGCACGUGGGUCACUGGACUGUGUUGCUGGGUCCUGAGGAGCCAUGGUGGCAGGCAGUGGACUCUGGCAGCGUCUGUUCCUCUGGGGGUCCCAGCUGCGGUGCCCGUGGUCCUGCCUGAGGGAAGGAGGGAGCAUCUUGGAGCCAAGGUUUCGUGCCUUAGGAUGGGACCCAACUCUCCUCAUAUUUAUUAUCUUAAUUUAUAUAGUGAUUACCAUGGAAACAAACGCCUCUUGUAUUGUAUGUACAUAGUUCACAUCUGGCUGUUGUAAAUAAGUUGGUAUUGUAUAUAAAGGGAGCCUGUUUUCCACCCUC
This is a messenger RNA of Trichosurus vulpecula (common brushtail), 10240 nucleotides long. RefSeq names its product diacylglycerol kinase delta (gene DGKD). Gene Ontology annotation, biological process: diacylglycerol metabolic process; lipid phosphorylation; intracellular signal transduction. The coding region runs from base 138 to 3632 and encodes 1164 amino acids. Lineage: Eukaryota; Metazoa; Chordata; Mammalia; Diprotodontia; Phalangeridae. The record is from RefSeq and is a predicted model, not a curated record. Gene Ontology annotation, molecular function: ATP-dependent diacylglycerol kinase activity; protein homodimerization activity; protein heterodimerization activity. The transcript has 30 exons.